This is a messenger RNA of Bufo bufo (common toad), 462 nucleotides long. RefSeq names its product interleukin-17A-like. The transcript is spliced from 3 exons. Gene Ontology annotation, molecular function: cytokine activity. Gene Ontology annotation, biological process: inflammatory response. Bases 1 to 462 code for a protein of 153 amino acids. NCBI's taxonomy places the organism in Eukaryota, Metazoa, Chordata, Amphibia, Anura, Bufonidae. Gene Ontology annotation, cellular component: extracellular region. The record is from RefSeq and is a predicted model, not a curated record.
AUGGACAUCCUGACAGGAACCUGCAAGUUCACAGCGGUGCUGCUUCUUCUUGGAGUCACCACUUUGAUGUCUGUCCAAUGCCUGGAUCUUCAUCGUCAUAAAGGAUGUCCACCUGUCACUAAAUUCCCAUCUACGGUGAAAGUCAGCCUAAAUAUGAGUGGACAGGACUCGCUUCUCCUGAGUGGUGAUGUGAGGAAGCGCUCCACCUCUCCAUGGGAGUACAGCUAUGACAAAAACAUUCACCGACAACCUAUGGUUAUUGCCGAGGCCAAGUGUGAACUUUCCGGAUGCAUAGACGCCGAGGGCAAAGUGGACAACAACUUAAAUUCUGUCCCCAUCAGACAAGAGAUCCUGGUCCUUCACCGUGAGAUGAAGGGGUGCGUCCCCGUCUUCACGCUGGAGAAAAAGAUUGUGACCGUGGGCUGCACCUGCGUACGAGCCGUCAUCCAAGAGCAGCAAUAG